UUCGGCUAUAUAUUCCACGAGCGUCUCUUCGAACACUGUACCUCGUAACCGAGAGAGGGAGAACGAUACGAGCGUUCGAAAACGCGCGUCGCAGGACAGGGACAGUGGAAACGAGUGUGUCGAGUGGACAGGAGCAAGCACGUCAAAGACAGAAGUGUAAAGUGUAAAGUUGCUCGUGUGAAUGUUUCGCGUCGCGUUGCGCGUCCAACGAGUGCCUCGCACAACGGGACUCCGCGCUCGAAAACGAUCGAUGAGAACGAUCGAAUGAUCCUCCGCUACGAAGAAGAAGAAGAAGAGAGAGAGACAGAUAGAGAGAGAGUGAGAAAUCGAGGGACCGGAAUUGUUCUGAUUUGCGCGAAACCGAGUGAUAUCGCGUCGCCUGGUAGAAGCAACGAAUAAUGUCGACGGGCAAGAGGCUGGCAAAGCGCAGCAUAAUCGGCACCAGGGUGUGCGCUCCCGGUCAGGACGGCAAGUACUACAGCGGCGCCAUUUGCGCCGUGAAGACGCCGCAGACCGCCGAGUCACCGGGGCAGAAGAGCGUCACGGGCACGAGUAAGACUCUGUACUCCGUACGCUUCGACAUCACCGGCGGCAGUCCGCCCAGUCCGAAGGAGUACACCGACCGCGAUCUCAUCGGACCGGGCUUCGGUUCCGUCACUGGCGCGCGAUUGGUACCCGGUCAGAAGGUUUAUCUAACGUACAACGGUAGGGAGAUUCACGCGGAGGUCACGGAGCAUCGUCAGCAUCUCGACGAGGUGGACGUGGUCAUUGCCCCGAACGGGCAAGAGGGUACUAUGAGCCUAACCAAACGUAUAGACGAAAUCAGGUUGCUCGAAUCACGUAAGAGUGCACGACUCGCCGAUCAAGACACGGAUUUCGCCAGACUCGCCGAUAUGGCUGGGGGGAUUUCCUCUUCUUUCCCUAUUACUGUCCCUAUAGCAUGUGGUAAUGUAUAUUUCAGAUCCAGGAAACGACGGCCAAGCUCGAACAAUGAUUCCGAACGGACAUACAGCGGUUGGGGCGAGAGGGUGGUUUGCGGACGUGAGGGUUGUCGCACCAACGAACGCGGUGAUUGCAUGGACGAAUGCGCUGCCGCUCUGGUCCUUAUGUCGCUCUCGUGCUCACCUCACAGUCCUCACAACCCCCCGCCACUUCACUGCCAAUACAAUUACGGUUCCUGGGGGAGUCGUGGAGGCGGAGGCAGCGGCAUGAUCGCCGGCUCACCGGGAGUCGGCGGUAUGUCAAAUAGCAGUAGCAGCAGCGGGGCUUCCUGGCGAAGCGGCACUCCCAGCCCACCCCUUAGCGAGGAGGGUGUACCGACGAGAAGUUCUCCGUGUCCGGCGACCUCACAUCCCUCGCACAAUCAGCCGCACUACCCCUACAACACGUCCGGCUCGUCGUCGAGCAGCACCCCGGGCUCGACUACGCUGGAUGAGGGAAUAGUGCCCGACUAUAUCGAGGAACAACACCCGCGUAAGAAGAUUCGAGCGAAAGUCAACCAGGACCCGAUCGAGACCGAGCCAGGCGCUUGCGCGACUUUCGAAAGCGAACAGGCGAAUGCGGCAGUGGUCUUCAAGUGCAAUUGGCCGGGUUGCCUCGAAAUCAAGGCGACCGUCGCACUUAUUGAAGAACAUGUGCGCCAGUCACAUCUGCUUCUGGGCCCAAAGAAAUCCAAGGGAUGCGACAGCGAGGAUGAUCACGAGGAGGAAUUCUACUAUCAGGAAGUCGCUGUGGAUCACAUGAGUUCACCUCCCACGAUGUCUCAUCGGGACAUGGCAAGACCGCCGCACGAGGACCCAGAGUAUCAAAAGCAGCUUCGUCUUGAGGCGACUCCUGCCGCGAGUAACUUUAUCGAGAACGUAAUGGUCGGUGUCAGGGAACCGAGCAACACGUUUACGAUCUCGCAAUCGCCGGGUACACCCAAUAAACACAUCAAACUGUCCCCGCGGCCAUUGCAGGCGUGUCAUCAACAGAACAUGACAGUGUCCACGGGCAAGCCGUCCUCUCCGCGGCGAACUCGCAGCGAUGUUAAGAAAUGUCGCAAGAUCUACGGUAUGGAUUCACGUGACCUCUGGUGCACUCAAUGCAGGUGGAAGAAGGCCUGCACCCGUUUCUGCAGCGAAUAGGCCAAGCGUCCGCCCCGUUCGUACGUCCGUGGGCGGAAACCCUUGUCAAGUCGACCCCAGAGUUUGCCAAUGCUACGUUGAACGUUAACACCAACUGCCAAAUGCCAAUCAUCGUCGAAGAUAAAAGCUCCCGCAUUCGGAGCACGAGACGCGAAACCGCCAAUUAUAUCGCCGGUUGUAGCGAAAAGUGUUACCCUAUGAGUUAUUCCAGCAUAUACCUGGACUUCUUAUGAAAAAGCAAAAAUGCAAAGCUCGUAAAAGCAGCAUCUCUUCCUCUGCUCUCUGUUUCCCGUCGUCGAGACGGCAUGCACGAGUUUCGAAGAGAAACAUCUCUCCAUAAUUACGGUUGGCGGGUAGCUCUAUAGGGUUGAUAAUCGUGCAUGAUAUAACACUUUUCUAGUGCUCAUAGAGGAAGUUACCGACGUAAGAUUUAUCUGAACGAUUUCCGCUCGUUCGUGUUUUGCGCUUGGCAAACUCCGACCGGGUCCCUUAGCCGUAACGAGGGACUUUUCGAUUAUAAAUAGAUAGCGAAUAAUUGGCGUGCGGAGCGAGGCGACCUCAAACUGUUGCAUUCUCUCGCUCCCAACUCGCCUAACAAAGAGAACCUUUUGGUUCGGUACGAAUGAGAUACGCACUCGCAUUCGAAGCGAGCAUGCAUGUCCUUCGAAGUGCUGAUUCCCGAACCGUCUCUUAGGUCAUUGCAAUAGAUCUUCCUUCUUCCGCUAAGAGCGCAAACGUUAACGCACUCUCGGUAAUGAUGGAACUAAAAGUGUUAGAUCAAUCCUCAGGGACGCCGUCCGGCCAAUCCCUGGGGAACAAGCGAUCGAAUCUGACGGACGAAGGGAAGACCGGCGGAAUCGAUGUUCGGUCUGACCGAUGUUCAAUGCUAAACGAACGCAGACAAGCAAGAUUGGUAAGUCUCGCGUGGAACAGAGCUGCUAAUUGUGAUAUUGUAUCUAAAUUUAUUGGAUCUGCCGCGGAUCGAGCAGGAAAGCGCAAAGGCGUGUAAAGAAAUGAGAGGAAAGAUAAAAAAAAAGAAGAAACAAAAUUUUAUACACCAAUUAUACUGCCAGAUAAAUAAUUCAAAAAAUUGUUGUUCAAGCCUCUCUCUCGCGCGUUAAAGAGGCACUAUAUGUUGCACGGCAUGCGUCGCCGUAUACCGGACUUAGCCUUGUUAGCCUUCUGACGACCUAAGACCGUGUUCGCCAACAAAGGAGCUGCACGCGCGUAUUGGGGUAGGGCUGCGCAGUUGAAUCGAUCGAUCUAAUAUUUGAAGAUUUCGCUCCAGAUCACGUACAUACACUCAUUAAACACACAGGUACACUUAUAUACAUACAUGUACCGCGUGUUGCAUCAACAUAUUGGCCAGGCACGUCGGUUAUUUUAUAAGUGUAAUGCCUACUAGAGAAGGUAUUACAUUCAUAAUAUGUAAUCAAUCGAUUAAUUUUAUAAAUGUAAUAUUUAUUAGAAAAACAUUUAUAAAAUAAUCUGACAUACUGACCGAUAUAUGUUGACGCAACAGGCGGUACAUCGCGAGCGCGAAGAAUGGUGACAUCACAUUUGUAUAGUCUAAUCUACGUCAUUUCUUAUACUCCUUUCUCGCUUCGGGUCGUUCGCGGGACGAUUUAUCCACUCGAAUCGAUUAUUUCGAAAUACAACGUUUGAUCUCGAUAAUUUUUCUAAUGUAGCGAUAACGAAUGGACACUUGCAAAUUUUAUAUGUUGACAAAUUUGAUGAAACAAACUUUGCAAGUAAGCGCUAUGUCCUAAGAGGAUUCAACAUUAAUGACUCCUGAUUUCUCAUCGUA
This is a messenger RNA of Trachymyrmex cornetzi, 3933 nucleotides long. It is a transcript of the gene Glut4EF, whose product is annotated as Glucose transporter 4 enhancer factor. Gene Ontology annotation, molecular function: RNA polymerase II cis-regulatory region sequence-specific DNA binding; DNA-binding transcription factor activity. The transcript has 8 exons. Gene Ontology annotation, biological process: regulation of transcription by RNA polymerase II. Gene Ontology annotation, cellular component: nucleus. Lineage: Eukaryota; Metazoa; Arthropoda; Insecta; Hymenoptera; Formicidae. The record is from RefSeq and is a predicted model, not a curated record. The coding region runs from base 399 to 2126 and encodes 575 amino acids.